AUACAAGAGGCUCUUAGAAUAUCGAGUGACGAACGGCAGUAAAAUACAAUGGGCGAUAUUUGGUUUCGAAGGAUUUUUGUUAGUAAUGGAUGCGAAAUUCAGCGAAGUGAUUCUUUCGAGUACAAAAAUAUUGAAUAAAGCUCAUUCUUACACCUAUUUACACCAUUGGCUCGGAACUGGUCUGUUAACAAGCACUGGAAGUAAAUGGAAAAAACAUAGGAAGAUUCUCACACCCGCGUUUCAUUUUAAAAUCUUAGAGGAUUUCAUACCAUCUUUUAAUACUGCCAGCGAUGUUUUAGUGGACGCUUUGAUAAAAGAAGUCGGAGAACAAUCCACCAACAUUUUUCCUUACAUCACUUUGUGCAUGUUGGAUUCGAUUUGUGAGUCGGCAAUGGGUACAGCGGUAAACGCUCAAACAGAUACGGAUUCGUUUUACGUUCAUUCGGUGAAACACAUGUUGAGAAUAAUCGUUGAAAGAACCCUUAGUCCAAUGGGUCAAUUUAAUUGUACUUAUCAACUUACGAAUAAUUAUAGAGUUGAACGCAAAGCUGUAAAUAUUUUACAUAAUUAUACGUAUUCAGUUAUUAAAAGAAAAAAAGAAGAAUUAAAGAAAUUAAAUCAAAAUGGGAAUACACAAAAUUAUGACGUGGAUGAAAUCGGGAUGAAACGUAGAAAAGCUUUUCUCGAUUUACUUUUGGAAUAUUCAAUGGUAGAAGGAAAUACAUUAUCUGAUGAAGACAUUAGAGAAGAAGUUGAUACUUUUAUGUUUGAGGGUCAUGAUACAACUGCAGCUGCAGUUUCAUUCUGCUUAUAUUUAUUAUCCAAGAAUCGGGAUUGUCAGGAUAAAGCUUUCGCAGAGAUUAAGGAAAUUUUCGCAGAUGACAAAGAUAGGAAACCUUCUCAAAAGGACCUUCAGGAUAUGAAAUACUUAGACUUAGUCCUGAAAGAAUCCCUACGACUGUUUCCUUCCGUACCAAUGUAUGCUCGCGAGCUUACAGAAGAUUUAAAAUAUGAUGAUUUAACAGUACCAAAAGGAACCACAGUGUUACUUUUAGCUUACGUUAUGCAUUUAGAUCCAGAUUAUUUUCCGAAUCCAAAACAAUUUAACCCCGACCGUUUUUUAAAUAACACCGAAAUAAAUACGUUUUCUUAUAUUCCAUUCAGUGCGGGACCUAGAAAUUGUAUUGGACAAAAAUUUGCUAUGCUGUCGAUGAAGUCGACGAUAUCAAAAGUCUUAAAACAUUACGAUUUAUAUCCUGUCGAUCACGAAUUGGAAUUAUCAUCGGAAUCCGUUCUUACUUCACGAAAUGGCGUUAAAGUGCAGAUAAGGAAAAGAAUAUGGUAACUCGUAAAUGUAAUCAUAUAAAUAUUGUAGUCAUGGAUGGUAAGUAAUGUAAUAAUGUAAUCAGUGGCGCCGACUUUUUAAUAUUUAAGGGGGGGCUGAACUUUUUCAAGUGGUACACCUUUUUGAUGAUCAUAUUUAUUAAUUUUUUUAAGUUCACACGUAUACCUAGCGAGGUAUAUCCCUGUACCUCCCCUGUCUAACUAAAAUAAUAAGAGAUAAAUAAAUCAAAAAACAAAUAUUUUAUUCUCUAAAACUCAAAUAAACAAUAGAUAGAACAGCAAAAAACAACA
Messenger RNA from Onthophagus taurus, 1635 nucleotides. The record is from RefSeq and is a predicted model, not a curated record. NCBI's taxonomy places the organism in Eukaryota, Metazoa, Arthropoda, Insecta, Coleoptera, Scarabaeidae.